Messenger RNA from Cokeromyces recurvatus, 372 nucleotides. RefSeq lists its product as uncharacterized. The transcript has 4 exons. The record is from RefSeq and is a predicted model, not a curated record. Lineage: Eukaryota; Fungi; Mucoromycota; Mucoromycetes; Mucorales; Mucoraceae. The coding region runs from base 1 to 372 and encodes 123 amino acids.
AUGGCAGAAGUGGAAGAUCUUACGAAUCUUGCAAAACCUACCUCAGAUGCUACUUUAACAAUACGUUGCAUCAAAAAUUUUGAAUAUCGUACCUGUAAAAACCUUGUACUUCAACAUGUCAAUCUCGAAACAAGUACAGUGGGUGAUUUAAAAAAGUUGGUCUUGGAAAAUACACUUAAAGUAUACACUGUUGCUCAUGGACAUAAGACCAUGAACUUGAUCAUUAACAUUGAAGAUGAUGACAAGUUGAUCCUUUCUGAUGAAGACGCUGUUUUAGCUUGGCAAGGCAUUGAAAAUGAAACUGAAUUAUCCUUCUUUAAUAUGGCAGAUUACUUAGAAUUUAAAAAGCAUCCUGAUGUUAUGAAAUGGUAG